AUGGAUAUCUUCAGACUUGCUGGUGACUCUUGUCAUGGCUUUGCGAUAUUUUUUCUCAUAAGUUUUAUGAUCGGAUGCAAAUCAUGUUGUGGUAUUUCUGGAAAAAGCCAACUUUUGUUUUUCCUGGUUUAUACCACUAGAUACUUGGACUUGCUUUUCAACUUUGUGUCCGUUUACAAUACUAUAAUUAAGAUACAUUACAUAUCACUCACUGCAGCCACUGCAGUGACUAUAUUUUGCAUCUUCAUUUUCUAUAGAAAGACAUACCAAUGGAAAGACGAUACAUUUUUAACAGAAAUUCUGAUCGUACCAUCAAUGAUACUUGCUGUUACCAUAAACCACGAGAACACCCCAACAAAGAUUUUGUGGACAUUCAGUAUUUACUUGGAAGCAUUGGCCAUCAUUCCACAAUUCUACAUGAUCCUCAAAACCAAGAUGCUGACAAAACAUGUACUGAUCUAUCUGGUAGCCCUUGGUCUGUAUAGGACCUUUUACAUACCCAACUGGAUUUACAGAUACUUGUCCGAAGGGCAUUAUGAUGAAAUCGCCGAUUCAGCAGGAAUAGCAUAUGUGUUGAUUUACUUGUUUGGAGCGGUCGCCAUGUUUUGUAUUGGAGUCAAAAUGAUGGACUUCUCGAAAAACAUGUUGCAGAAGAAUAUUUUCUUCAUCAGUAGUACUACGAUGCCUGCUGAUCGAUUGAAUGGUGAUUAUGAUCAACUGGUUGAAGAAAAAACUAGUGUGAAGGCAGAUAUCGAGAAAUAA
Messenger RNA from Phaedon cochleariae (mustard beetle), 762 nucleotides. NCBI's taxonomy places the organism in Eukaryota, Metazoa, Arthropoda, Insecta, Coleoptera, Chrysomelidae. The record is from the annotation of a GenBank genome assembly.